Messenger RNA from Malus domestica (apple), 3124 nucleotides. RefSeq names its product ultraviolet-B receptor UVR8-like. NCBI's taxonomy places the organism in Eukaryota, Viridiplantae, Streptophyta, Magnoliopsida, Rosales, Rosaceae. The record is from RefSeq and is a predicted model, not a curated record.
UCAUCACCACCCAAAGCUCAUAAGAGAGAUAAAAGGGAAGAGAGUCACCUCCUGAAAUCCCCCAUUGAAAAAAACAACGAAAACCAAAAUUCCCCUUCCUUUUUAUCUCUCAAAAUCCUUUGAGAAAUAUCCCAUCCCACUCUCUGCCUUUUGAUCACAACCCCACUUCUCUGCUCUUUCAUUUGAUCCAAUUUUUGCUGUUUUUGUCUGAGAAAAAAACGUCAAUUUCUCUGCCAAUUUGUCGACGGAUGCUGAUGAUGGGUUUUCAGGAAUCUUGGGUUGCUCCGAUAUGUAAUUCUUCGUUUCCUAGUUGUUGGGUCUCGAUCUGUGUCGAUCGUAAUGUAGAAUUGACAAAGCUUGUUGAGCAUGUGAUUGUGUUCUGUUUCUGCUGGAUUCUUUGUCUCUUCGAUUACUUUUGGUGUUUGAUCAAGUUUUUGUGAAUGGUUUUGAUUUCUCCGAUGAUUUUCUGAUCUGGGUUUGUCAAAAGCUUUGAUUUUUCUGGAUAAUUAUUGGCAAAAAAGUUUGCUUGUAUCUGCAGCCCCUGUUAUUUAUAUUAAAAAUAUGGAAGUUAAUUUUGAUCGGGUUAAUCUGACCCGUGUCAGUAAAAACGAGUUUACCUGGAUUAUAUUUUAUGUUUUGAUGUCAAAAUUCUUUCCUUUAUUCGGAUGUCUUUUGCCGGUUGGAAUAUCCAUUCAUAGAAGACUGGUAUUCUUCCCUUCAAAGUCUCCAUCUUUUAGUGUUCCUCAAGUUUGUUUUACUGUUUUAAGGUUUUGGGUUUCUUUGUUAACUCCUCUUGAUUCGGAAAGUCCGAAAAUUUUCGGUUUUCGUUCUGAUCGAACUGUGAUCAAAUGAUCGGGUUGUGAAUUUUUCUGGUUUGUCGAAUUUUGCAGAUGUUUGAUGCCAUGACAUGUUUAUUGGAGAUAACUUGUUGCAUUUUAUGUUCUUGUACUUGCUGUCAUAUAACGAGGUUUUAUAGCAAUUUAGAACUUUGCAAAGCUUGGCCACUGUGAAAUUUUGGCAGUGCCAAAUGGAUGCCACUGCGAGCGGAACCCCCACUAUACAAUACCAUAACAUUCCUGACCAGCCAAUUACCACUAUUGUUGCCACUCCUGUACCAACAUUUGAAAGGCGGCAACGCCAUUGCUUCGGGACCUCCACCCCCGGAGAGUUCCCUUUAGCUGCAAACCCCUCCAUUGUCCUCCAUGUCCUUACUGCCUGCAAUUUGGAUCCUCAAGACCUUUCAAAGUUAGAGGCAACAUGUUCCUUUUUUAGGCAGCCUGCACACUUUGCUCCUGACUUUGAAUUGUCCAUAUCGGAGCUUGCUGCUCUGGACAUGUGCCAAAAAAGAGCUAUAUUUAAGCCAAUGACAGCCGAACAGCGUCAAGAAUUGAAGCAAAGAUGUGGGGGUUCAUGGAAACUUGUUCUGAGGUUUUUGUUGGCUGGAGAGGCAUGUUUCCGAAGGGAGAAAUCGCAGGCAAUAGCAGGGCCCGGUCACAGCAUUGCUGUGACUUCAAAAGGAUCUGUCUACUCAUUUGGCUCAAACAGCUCAGGACAGCUUGGACAUGGCACAACUGAAGAGGAAUGCCGGCCUCAGCCAAUCAGAUCUCUGCAAGGCAUUCGAAUUAUUCACGCAGCUGCUGGGGCUGGCAGGACAAUGCUGAUCAGUGAUGCGGGGAAAGUUUAUGCCUUUGGAAAGGACUCUUUUGGCGAAACUGAGUACGGGGUUCAAGGAUCGAAGCUGGUUACUACUCCACAGUUGGUUGAGUCUUUGAAAGACAUAUUUGUGGUACAAGCUGCAAUAGGAAAUUUCUUCACGGCUGUGUUGUCAAGAGAGGGCAGGGUGUAUACAUUUUCUUGGGGCAACGAUGCCAAACUCGGUCACCAAACUGAGCCAACUGAUGUUGAGCCUCAUCCUUUAUUGGGAGCACUUGAGAAUGUACCUGUGGUGCAAAUUGCAGCUGGAUACUGCUACCUUCUUGCUCUGGCUUGUCAACCUAAUGGCAUGUCAGUUUACUCUGUUGGCUGUGGCUUGGGAGGGAAGCUUGGACAUGGGUUAAGAACUGAUGAGAAGUUCCCCCGACUUAUUGAACAAUUUCAGGUUUUGAACCUUCAGCCGAUGGUGGUUGCUGCUGGUGCUUGGCAUGCCGCUGUGGUGGGGCAGGAUGGACGCGUCUGCACUUGGGGUUGGGGCCGUUAUGGCUGCUUGGGUCACGGGAAUGAAGAAUGUGAAUCAGUUCCUAAGGUUGUGGAAGCAUUGAGCCAGGUGAAAGCGGUGCACGUUGCUACAGGGGAUUACACAACCUUUGUGGUCUCAGAUGACGGUGAUGUGUACUCAUUUGGUUGCGGAGAAUCAGCUAGUCUUGGACAUAGUACUGCCGCCGAUGGACAGGGAAAUAGGCAUGCAAAUGUGUUGGCACCAGAGCUAGUGACAUCACUGAAGCAAGUGAACGAGCGGGUUGUACAGAUCAGCCUCACCAACUCCAUAUACUGGAACGCCCACACUUUUGCACUCACCGAGUCAGGGAAGCUAUACGCAUUUGGAGCGGGAGACAAAGGGCAACUAGGCAUUGAACUGGUUGCCAACCAGACCGAAAGGGGAAAGCCAGAGCUGGUCGAUAUUGAUCUCAGAUAGAGUUCAUCGAUAUCGCCGGCUUUCCCGGCCACACCCUAAUGCUCUAUAUCCUCUAAUUUACCAUCAUAACUCAUUGCAUUUGACGUUUGCAUUUCCAUGUCUAUUGUGUACAUAGAAACAAAGAAUUGUGAAGUUUCAAGUUUAUUAGGUUAAUAGGGGCUUAAAACAGAUUGCCAAGUGGUUGUUUAUAUCUCUGAAAAUUUGGCUUGCUCUUAGGCUUCAAGUAGUUGUUGAUAGCUGAUGAUACAUUUGUCAAGGUUCAUUUCAUGACUUAUUUCAUCUCAAAAUUAAAUUUAUGAUUUAUUUGCUGGGGUGAAAAGUGAAAGAUGUUCAUGCAUCACUUUCCCUUUUUCUUUAAGCAUUGUGAUACACAAGUACACAUGGGUCACUGUCUUUGUUAAUUGUAGGGGCCACUGUCCACUUGGGUCACUAAACUAAGUUUUUAGUCGGGAACGAGGUAAACUUACAUGUAAUUGUGACGUUACUGUGUCA